AGUCACUUCAGCAAGCCUGGCCUGCACCCCGCCAGCGCCGGCUACGCGUGCAGCAGCAGCUCCAGCACCGCUCCCGUCUCCUCCCUCACAUCCGCAGCCCACUCCAGUCCACAUCCCCUCUACAAUUUCCCCCCAACCCCACCGAAAGACGUCUCACCGGACCCCGGUCCUUCUUCUCCGAUCUCCACCACUGCAAGAAUGGAUGAAAAGGAGUCCAUCAAGUACCACGUGUCCAUCGCCGAUGGGAUGAAAAUGGAGGGAUGUAGUCCUCUUCGGGGAAGCCUGGCUAUGAGCGCCCAAACACCGUCCACGCAUCAUCCCAUCCCAACCUACCCAACGUACUCUCUGCCCACGCCACACGAGUACGGCGGGGGUCUGUUUCAUCCUGGUACCCUCCUCAGUGGAUCCGCUUCAAGCUUUACACCUAAAUGUAAAAGCAAGACACGGUCGUGCUCAG
Sinocyclocheilus anshuiensis is the source of this 457-nucleotide messenger RNA. Its product is annotated as GATA-binding factor 2-like. NCBI's taxonomy places the organism in Eukaryota, Metazoa, Chordata, Actinopteri, Cypriniformes, Cyprinidae. The annotation marks the transcript as partial. The record is from RefSeq and is a predicted model, not a curated record. The transcript has a single exon.